This is a messenger RNA of Helicoverpa zea (corn earworm), 3221 nucleotides long. Its product is annotated as lactase-phlorizin hydrolase-like. The transcript has 11 exons. Gene Ontology annotation, biological process: carbohydrate metabolic process. NCBI's taxonomy places the organism in Eukaryota, Metazoa, Arthropoda, Insecta, Lepidoptera, Noctuidae. The record is from RefSeq and is a predicted model, not a curated record. Bases 70 to 3183 code for a protein of 1037 amino acids. Gene Ontology annotation, molecular function: beta-glucosidase activity.
UUACACAUAUUCGCAACCAAUUUAAGUCACUGUUUGCUCAAUAGAACGAGUAGACCAGAAGAAACACGAAUGUGUGUGUCACAGUGCUUCUCACGGAAGAUACUCAUCAGUGUUUUGUUUUUGUUUUCAUGUAUAAUGUGUUUGCUGGUGAUAAUUCGUGAUGGCUCGACUUUGAAGGAUAAGAGAAGGUUCCCAGAUGACUUCCUCUUCGGUACUGCUACUGCUGCUUACCAGAUUGAAGGAGCUUGGAAUGAAGACGGAAAAGGCGAAAACAUUUGGGAUUACAUGACACACACCCACCCAAAUGUUAUCAAAGACAAGAGCAAUGGCGACAUCGCUGCCAACUCCUAUCACAACUACAAGCUUGAUGUCGAGAUGAUGAGGGAACUAGGCUUGGACGCCUACAGAUUCUCAAUCUCCUGGGCCCGUAUCCUGCCUACAGGCAUGGACAACGAAGUCAACCCAGCAGGCAUUAAGUUCUACAACAACUACAUCAAUGAAAUGCUAAAGUAUAAUAUCACACCGAUCGUGACUUUAUACCAUUGGGAUCUUCCUCAAAAGCUACAGGAACUAGGAGGAUUCACCAACGCUUUAAUCAGCGAGUGGUUCGAAGACUACGCAAGGGUUGUGUUCGAGAAUUUCGGAGACAGGGUUAAAAUCUUCAUCACAUUCAACGAGCCAAGAGAAGUUUGUUUUGAAGGCUAUGGGUCCAAUACAAAGGCUCCUAUCCUGAACUCUACAGCUGUAGCAACUUACUUAUGUGCUAAGAACUUGGUGAUGGCUCAUGCUAGAGCCUACCAUUUGUACGACAAGGAGUUCAGGGCAAAGCAAGGAGGACAGUGUGGUAUCACUAUUAGUGUGAACUGGUUUGGUCCGGCUACUGAUUCUGAGGAGGAUAAGCUGGCUGCGGAAAUCAUGAGACAAGGGGAGUGGGGUCUAUAUGCCCAUCCCAUCUUCUCAUCUGAAGGGGGUUUCCCUGCAGAGCUGGCACAGAAAAUUGCUGUCAAAAGUGCCAAGCAGGGCUACCGUCGCUCCCGCCUCCCUGAGUUCUCUGAAGAAGAGAAGGCUUUCGUCAGAGGAGCUUCAGAUUUCUUUGGAGUGAACCAUUAUACAACCUACCUGGUUUCCGCAACUCAGCACAAGUGGGUAAAUCCUGUGCCUUCUCUGUUAGACGAUAUGGAUGUCGGCUCGUAUAUGCUUGACAGUUGGCCUAAGUCAGCUUCAUUUUGGUUAAGGAUGGCCCCAAACAGUCUUUACAACUCCUUAACCCAUCUCAAAGCCAAAUACAACAGUCCAGUAUUCUAUGUCACCGAGAACGGUUGGUCUACCUACCCUGAUGCAGGACUGGUUGAUGAUGACAGGAUCACCUACUACAGAGCUGCCUUGGAAAAUGUGUUAGAAGCCAUGGAAGAUGGAGUGAACGUCAAGGGGUAUAUGGCUUGGAGUCUCAUGGAUAAUUACGAAUGGAUGCAGGGUUAUACAGAACGCUUCGGGCUUUACCACGUGGACUUCUCGGACCCUAUGCGUACGCGCAAGCCGCGCAAGUCAGCGUUCGUGUACAAGCACAUCGUCGAGCAUCGCUACGUAGACUACGAGUACCAGCCCGAGUCCAUGACCAUGACCAUCGAUGACGGAUUGUCCGUCAUUAUUAUAUCUGAAAUGAGGCUGCUGGUGAUCUUAAGUUUGGCGGUGGUAGCCUGCCAUGGCUUAACCCUGAAGCAUCAGAGAAGGUUCCCAGAUGACUUUCUCUUCGGUACCGCUACUGCUGCUUACCAGAUCGAAGGUGCUUGGAAUGAAGAUGGCAAAGGAGAGAAUAUCUGGGACUACUUGACCCACAACAACCCGACUGUCAUUAAAAACCAGGACAACGGUGACAUCGCUGCUGAUUCCUAUCACAACUACAAGCGUGAUGUCGAGAUGAUGAGGGAACUAGGCUUGGACGCCUACAGAUUCUCACUUUCCUGGUCCAGAAUCCUCCCUACAGGACUUGCUAACCCAGUCAAUCCAGCAGGCAUUGAGUACUACAACAACCUCAUCAACGAAAUGGUGAAAUACAACAUCACUCCUAUGAUUACUCUAUACCAUUGGGAUCUGCCCCAAAAGCUGCAGGAACUUGGAGGUUUCUCAAGCCCUCUCAUGGGCGAAUGGUUUGAGGACUACGCAAGGGUUGUGUUCGAGAAUUUCGGAGACAGGGUCAAGAUGUUCAUCACCUUCAACGAGCCUAGAGAAAUCUGUUACGAAGGAUAUGGAUCCAACACUAAAGCUCCCAUUUUAAAUGCCACUGGUGUUGGUACCUACUUGUGUGCCAAGAACCUGCUGAUUGCUCAUGCUAGAGCCUACCAUUUGUACGACAAGGAGUUCAGGGCUACGCAAGGAGGACAGUGCGGCAUCACUAUUAGUGUGAACUGGUUUACUCCAGCCACUGAAAGUGCUGAAGAUGAAAUUGCUGCUGAACUUAUGAGGCAGGGAGAGUUCGGAAUAUACGUUCACCCCAUCUUCUCAACUGAAGGAGGUUUCCCUAAAGAGCUGUCAGACAGAAUUGCAGAAAAGAGCGCCCAGCAAGGCUUCCCCCGCUCUCGUCUGCCCGAGUUCACUGAAGAAGAAAAGGCUUUCGUCAGAGGGACUUUCGACUUCUUUGGCGUGAACCAUUACACUGGCCACCUGGUGUCAGCGACAGAAAAUAAAGAGAUACACCCUGUGCCUUCUCUGUUGGAUGAUGUGGAUGCUGGCCAAUUCUACGCUGAUGACUGGCCGGCUUCAGCUUCUGCUUGGCUGGUGCUUGCACCAGACAGCAUCUUCCAGGCUCUUUCCUACCUCGACAAAAAAUACAAUAAGCCAGUCUUCUACAUCACUGAAAAUGGUUGGUCUAUGUAUGAAGACAGAGAUCUGAUUGAUGAUGAUAGGAUCACGUACUACAGAGCUUCCAUGGAGAGUCUUCUCAACUGCCUCGAUAGUGGGAUUAACGUGAAAGGUUAUAUGGCGUGGAGUCUCAUGGAUAACUUUGAAUGGAAUCAGGGUUACAACGAGCGUUUCGGCUUAUACCGAGUAGAUUUCUCUGACCCGGCGCGCACGCGCACUCCACGAAAGUCAGCAUUCGUGUACAAGCACAUCGUCAAGCAUCGCUACGUAGACUACGAGUACCAGCCCGAGUCCAUGACCAUGACCAUCGAUACAGGACACUGAGUCUAAUAUUUAUUUAUGAAUAAAAUAUAUUGGUCCCA